AGAUAGAAUCGAUCAUUCAGGAUACUUCAUCGCACCGGAGGUUGGAGAUUCCUACAUCUGACAACAAACAUGGCUUUAAGACGAGCUUUGCAUUUUGUUUUUAAAGUAGGAGAUCGAACCAAAACAGCCACGUUUUAUCGAGAAGUGUUGGGCAUGACGGUUUUAAGGCACGAAGAGUUUGAGGAAGGCUGUAAAGCAACUUGCAACGGCCCCUAUGAUGGGAAGUGGAGCAAGACAAUGGUUGGCUAUGGUCCAGAGGACAACCACUUCGUUGCUGAGCUGACAUAUAAUUAUGGAGUUGGAGAAUAUCAACUUGGGAAUGACUUCAUGGGACUUAUCCUGCAGUCGAGCCAGGCUGUAAGCAAUGCUAGAAGACUCGGGUGGCCCCUGACACAAGUAGAGGAGGCCCUGUACCUGACCCACGCCCCUGGAGGGUAUCCCUUUUAUCUUGUUGACAAAGAACAGCCUCCACACGAUCCUGUUCAGAAGGUUUGUCUGGGAGUGUCAGACCUCCAAAGAUCAAUUCACUACUGGGAAACACUUUUGGGAAUGAAGGUCAUGGAUAGAAAUGAUAAAAAGAAGACGGUGCUGUUGGGGUUUUCAGACACUCAAUGUCAAUUAGAGCUCUGUGAUGUCGGUGGGACCGUUGACCAUGGAACUGCGUUUGGGAGAAUAGCGUUUUCAUGCCCACGAGAGGAGCUACCAAAUCUUGAAGCCUUGAUGAAGAAGGAAAACCAAAAAAUCCUCACUCCGUUGGUCACACUGGACACUCCUGGAAAAGCCACAGUAGAGGUGGUCAUUUUAGCUGACCCUGAUGGCCAUGAGAUUUGCUUUGUGGGAGAUGAAGCCUUUAGGGAACUGUCUGCUGUGGAUCCUAAAGGAAAUGAAUUACUUGAUAAGGCUAUGGCAGAAGACAAAAGCGAUGAGUGGUUUGCAAAACACAAUAAACAGAAAGCUGCUGCCUGAGAGGAAGAGGCUGGUGUGGAGAACUGCAUGUUCGUGAAACGUUCAGAUGCUGAAGAGGAAAUCUGUCGCAUAAAUCUUUUUGUAAUGUCAACUUCUGUCCAGGCUGACAGAAAAAGUUUCCUGAAAGGCCCUUCCAUCUACAAUGGACCACUUUUUCUAAUUGAUGAAUAUUCUUUCCUGAAAUGUUUUGAUAAGAAGGCAAAUGAAUGUGUAGAAAGUUCAAUAAAUUUGAUGUACAGUAUCUGAUUUGUCAAAAUUUACUGUUGGAAGUCUUUCAUUGUGGGUUUCAAAUUUUGUGCUGCACAGGUAAUGAAAUAAAAUCUUGUGAAAUGAUAUCACACGAUUGACUUGGAAAGACAAAUAAAAUUCCUGGUUGGAGGAUAAAAAUAAUGCAAAGUAAAAUAUUUUGUUGGUUUGCUUCAUGUUUGAUGUGAUAAUCUAUUGUUUGCAGUAACACUGAGUUGUUUCCUACACAAAACAUCCAAACAUUGUCUUCUUGAGCUAUAACAGUAAUAAUAUGAACAGUUUUUAAAAAAUCUGAGGAACAUCUUUAGAUUUCUCAAUAAUUUGAGUUUCUUUAUUUUACUGAUAUUUAUAUUUUUAUACACCAUGUAAAUUUGUUGUCUAAUUUUGACUUUUAACUUUAUUCUAUAUAUUUUUAUUUUCUUUAUUAUUUCUUCUUCAAAUUUUUCUUUUGUCCUUUUCUAACUUAUCCUGACAUGAGAGAUGCCAAAGAAAAAUUCCGAUGUACCGCAUGUGCAAACGGCAAUAAAACUUGAAUCUGUA
This is a messenger RNA of Oryzias latipes (Japanese medaka), 1752 nucleotides long. RefSeq names its product glyoxalase domain containing 4 (gene glod4). NCBI's taxonomy places the organism in Eukaryota, Metazoa, Chordata, Actinopteri, Beloniformes, Adrianichthyidae. The record is from RefSeq and is a predicted model, not a curated record.